Molecule: messenger RNA, 3240 nt
Organism: Vanrija pseudolonga
Lineage: Eukaryota; Fungi; Basidiomycota; Tremellomycetes; Trichosporonales; Trichosporonaceae
Gene: RTP1
Product: RNA polymerase II assembly factor RTP1
Exons: 6
Coding region: 1-3240 (1079 amino acids)
Biological process (GO): protein secretion
Source: RefSeq, a predicted model, not a curated record
AUGGCAUCGAGCACAGAGGGGAUCAAGGUGCUCCUGGCCGCAGCAACGGCGCUACUCGCGCCGUCGGCACCGCUGCCCUCGGCCCCUCCAGCGCUGCUGGAGCGGCUGCGCGCGUCGUCCGCCCUCCUGCCUAGCUGGCGCACACGAACAGGCUGGACAGAAGACGACGAGCUCGAGCAGAUCGGCGACGACGACGACGAGGCGUCCCCCGGCCGCAAGGAGCGGCGCGACGCCCUCGUGCAGCUCGUCGGCAGGCGAUGCCUCGACGUCCUCCUUGCGCUGCAGGCGCUGCUGGGGAAAGAGUUCUGGCCUGCCGAGUUCAAGGACGGCAUGGUGGACAAGGACUUCUUGCUCGGGACGGCCGACCUCCGCGUCAUGCGGUUGAUGCUCUCGCAUGCCGUCGCGUCCCUCCUGCUGCCACUGACGCUGGCGUACGUCGUCGGGCUGCCGCGCCGCGCGCCGCUCGACCCACGGUUGCCAGCCGCCGUGAACGACCUUCUCAGCCUGCUCGAGACGCCGUCGCCUCCAGCAGGGGGUAGUAGCGCGCGCGCAAAGCACUCUACGGCCAUCACGCUCGCGCUGGCCCACUCGCACCUCGCGCCGCUCGUCCUCUCGGCGGUGACGCUAGGUUGGACGCCGACAGUCCCACCACCCACGCACGCGGCGUUGCGCUCCCGCCUCGUCUCGGCGAUUUCAGCGUUCCCCCCGGCGCAGGCGAUGGCGGCGCUCAGUGCCGCCUUGCAGACAAUCCAUGCAGGCAAGCGCAAGCCGCCUCGCGGAUGGGCGCGCGUCUGGCCCGCGUACGUUGAAGGCGCGAUCGGCACCCUCCUCUCUGGGCAGGUACAGCGGCCCGGCGGCGUCCGCGCCGUCAUGGAGAACGUGUUCGGCGAGGCGGGGAACAUGCUGGGCCCGGAGGCAGUAGAAGGGUCAAAGCUCGACCAGAUUGCCGGGCUACUCUCGCGCGUGCCAAAGUCGGUGCAGCCAGAGGUAUACAUCCCCAAGCUGCUCACAACGCUGUUCGACCUCAUUGCGCCAGAGUCGGCAUCACACCCGAUCGUGUACACGCACGCGGCAUCCUACGUCGUGCACCACUUGUGGCAGACGAGCCCGCUCGCGGUGGAGUGGCUGCGUGCGCGGCUUCACACACCGUGGCUGCCUCAGAACCCACAGCCUGGCGUCGUGGUUUCCUCAGAGCAGGUAGAAGCAGCGGCGAGGUCAAUGGCGCAGCUCGUACUCCACGCACCGCCAUCCCCCGACUUUACAGACUUUGUGGUCGGCCCGAUCCUGCCCCCGCUGUUCGCGCUACACGCCCAGAUCAACCCGGCCGUCGGCGCCGGGUCGAUCCAGAAGGCUGCGGCGCCGGCGCCGGGAUUGGCAGCCGACGUCCGCCUCCUGCUCAGCAGCUGGGGCAAGGUCGUGCCGCAGGACAAGGGCGUCGCGGGGGUAUGGUCCGUCAUUGUUGGCGGCCGCGGGUGGCCGCCGUCCGACGACGGCGAGGAGUUGUACUGGAGCGUCAAGGGGGGGCGGGCCGAGAUCGACUUUGGGCACCCGGAGGCGCCUCAAGUCUCCGUCUCGACGGCUAUGGAUGUUGAUGGUGACGACGCGCUCGACUCAUUCGAACUAUCCCCCGACCCGCCUACCCUCGUAAGCUUGAUCAAGGGCUUCGACCGGCCCGACGUCGCCAGUGACGUCUUCCUCAAGGUGCUCGACGAGUGGCGCGUUCGCGCGAGCGCCGACGAUCAGGAUCCACUAAGGUCGCUCCUCUUCCUGCGCAUCACCCUCGCAAUGAUGGAGUCGCUCGGCGAGAAGCUCCUCGCCAACCCAGACCACGUCCUCGCGUUCGUCGAGGGCGUGCUCGGCGACGAGGUGCAUGCACUGCGGGAGAAGGCGGCGGAGAAGAAGCCACUCAUCCAGGAAGUCGACGCCGACGCUGACGAGCCGCUUCCCGAGCUCACGGCUGAGGGCGUCGAGAAGAUGGGCAUGGUUGAGACGGCCAUCUCGCUGCUGCUCGCGUCGCUGGAAGCCAACGAGAAGCUCAACUUUGACUCUGCGCCCAUUCUUCACCCGAUCAGCAACCACCUGGAAGCGUUGGCCGGGUCACAGCUGUCGGGUGUGCGACAGUUGGCACGCGAAGCGCAGCUGGUGCUACUUGUGCGCCGGUCGACAACGCUCACAGCGAAGGACGGCACCGUGUCCCCCGCGGUGGCGACGUACCGCCGCGCGCUGACACUCGUGUCUGACCCUAUCUUGCCUGUCCGCGCCCACGGCCUGGUGCUACUCCGCGACCUCGUGCUGAGCAAAGACUACGACACGGCCCUCACGCCGUCCAUCCUCGACGUGUACAUGCAAGCUAUCCAGGACAAGGACAGCUACAUCUACCUGAACGCGGUCAAGGGCGUGGCUGCCAUGGCCGAGACGCUCGGCAAGGAGAUCUUCAAGACGCUCGUGAGGCUGUACCGCGAGGGCGGGGACGGCGUGUCGGGCGACGCGCUGGACAAGGCGCUGCGGAUUGGCGAGGCGCUUGGCCUGGUCAUCCGGCGCGCGGGCAAGGCGUUUGCAGCUAAUGCUGGGAUCGUUGUCCCUGUGCUCCUAUCGACGUUUGCCAACGCCAAACUCCCAACGAUUCUGCGCACCUCUGCGCUGUCGCUGCUCUCGACGUGUGCGGAGGUGGACCACCUCGCACUGCUUCCCUGGGCCGACGAGCUGGCGAGCGCCGCUGUGGACCUGGUACAGAUUGAGAGCGUCGCGUCGUCGCCUUUCCGCCCCGAGCCGGCGGCAGCAGAGCCUGCGCCAACUCGCAAAGUCGUGCUCAUUGACGACGAGGAGCCCGAGGAGGAGGCGCCGAAGGAGACUGGCCCGCGGAUCGUCGACGACGAGCCGACGGCCCAGGACAGCAAGCAUCCUGCGCUUCGGCGUGCGGCUGUCGUCUUCCUCGGGCUGCUGGUGGCGUCCCUCAUCGAGGCGGCGGGCGAAAGCGACGGGAACGAGUCGGCGUCGGGCGAGUUCCAGAUGCGUCUCCCCGGCGCCGCAGCGACCAUCACGCCUUCGGCGUCGCGCCGUGCGCCGCCGCCCUCGCUCGCCGAGCCGAUCCUAGAGCGCGCCGGCACGGUGCUGCGCUACGUCGCGCACACGGACGACGACGAGGUGGUACGCGGGCAGGCGUCUGAGGUCGUCGCGCUCGUCGAGCGGCUGCGGGUGGUCAAGCUGACGGAGAGGAUCAGUAGCUCGACGCUGUUGUAG